This is a messenger RNA of Culex pipiens pallens (northern house mosquito), 2198 nucleotides long. RefSeq lists its product as uncharacterized. Lineage: Eukaryota; Metazoa; Arthropoda; Insecta; Diptera; Culicidae. The record is from RefSeq and is a predicted model, not a curated record. Bases 112 to 2115 code for a protein of 667 amino acids. Gene Ontology annotation, molecular function: copper ion binding; oxidoreductase activity. The transcript is spliced from 5 exons. Gene Ontology annotation, biological process: iron ion transport. Gene Ontology annotation, cellular component: plasma membrane.
UAAACUUAGUCUUCACCAGCCGCUGAACUGGACAGGUCCGUCAGCGAAAUAAACCUCCUAAACCCAAGAUUUCAACCAACAAGACUUCCCGUUAAAAACUCCCUGCAAGCCAUGGCUAAGCCCAGUUCACGAGUGCCUCUUCCGGUGUGCCAAGUGUUAAUCCUGCUCGCGAUAUGCAGUUCCACCGCCAGUGGUAGCGCCCUGGAACGGUACCGUAGCCUGAUACGCAACCAGUCCGUGCCCAUAAAUCUGGAAGCGUUCCCGGGGGAGCUGUGCAUGCGGAGCUGCGAGGACACCCUGCCUCGCGUGUGCUACUUCAACUGGGUGCUGGAACACUAUCACGCCAUGGGACCCGCCUGCAAAUCUUGUGCCGACGGGAAUCACCGCGACUGCUACCACCACGCGUGCCUCACGGCGGACGGAGUCGAGCGGGGUGUAAUGUCCAUCAACCGGCAGAUUCCGGGCCCGCCGAUUCAGGUCUGCAAGGACGACCUGAUCGUGAUCGACAUGAUGAACGCCAUGGGCGGUACGGCAACGGCUAUGCACUGGCACGGCCUGCACCAACGGGACACCCCCUACAUGGACGGAGUUCCGUUUGUGACGCAGUGUCCGAUCGAGUUCAUGAGCACCUUCCGGUACUCGUUCUGGGCCACCGAACCGGGGACGCAGUUCUACCACUCGCACGCCGGUCACCACAAGGUCAACGGUCACUACGGAGCCAUGAUCAUCCGCCAGCCGGAGGUCAACGAUCCGAACGCCCAUCUGUACGACUUUGACCUACCAGAUCAUACCAUACUGGGCUCCGACUGGAUGCACGUGGACGGAGAAAUGUUCAUGCCCGGACUACCCUCAAGCGGGGGCAUUCUCCCCAAGAACCUGCUCAUCAACGGCAAGGGGACGUACACGCACGAGAACGGCACCGCAACCAACGCCCCGCGGGAUGUGUUCCGGGUGCGCAAGGGUGGUCGCUAUCGGUUCCGGUUCAUCAACGCCGCCAGCCACGUCUGCCCACUAGAGCUUCAAAUCGAAAACCACCCUCUUCAGAUCAUCGCCAGUGAUUCCUUCAACGUGCAGCCCGUCACGGUAAACACGCUCGUUACGACGUCUGGCGAACGGUACGACUUUGUGGUGAACGCCGACCAACCCUCCGCCAAUUACUGGAUCCGGCUGCGGGCGAUUGGACCUUGCGAUUAUCUGAACAUCGACCAGACCGCCGUCCUGUCUUACUUGCCGUUUUCCGUCCCCGAGGAGGAGCUGGCCUUCACCGACCGGGAGUUUCCGGCCUUCUCGGAGUCGCUGUUUGAGGAAACCAUUUCGGCGAAUCAUCCCAACACAACCUGUGGCGUCUCGAAACCGGACGUUUGCAUCACCGAUUUCGAAGCCCACUCGAGGGACGACAGCAUCGUUAACGGCGUUCCGGAUCACAAGUUCAUUCUGGGAUUUGAAAACUAUCGGAUGACCUUUGACAAGACAUUCGGCGAAAACAGUUACGAGCAUUUUAUGAACAUCCACGAUGACAUCAACCUGCAGGGUGCCAUCAACAAUCUCAGCUUCACGUAUCCCCCUUUCUCGAUGCUUACCCAACCCGAACUGCUCCGCGAGGACAUGUUCUGCGACGAGCACACCCGACCUGCCCAUUGUGACCAGAGUGACAGCCACUGCACGUGCAUCCACCGGCUCAAGAUCGAGCUGCACUCGCUCGUGGAGCUGUACAUCCUGGAUCUUUCCCCGGAUGUGAACCCCCUGAACCAUCCGUUCCACCUGCACGGCUACCAGAUGCACGUGAUGGAGAUGGGCCAGAACCUGGCGGAACCGAUCACGAUCGCCCGAGCCCAGACGAUUGCCCGGGCGCAAUCACUCCGCCGGACCACGGUGACCAACUUCCCACCGAGCAAGGACACCGUUUCGAUCCCCAGCAAGGGCUACACCCGGUUGCGCUUCCGGGCGGACAAUCCCGGCUUCUGGCUGAUGCACUGUCACUUUGAGUGGCACACGGCCGUCGGAAUGGCGUUGGUGGUGCAGGUCGGAGAACCAACGGACUUUGUCCGGGCGCCGGCGAACUUUCCAACCUGUAACAAGUACCAGCCGGACGUGGACGAGGCAAUGUUUCGAUAAUGGUGAUAUAGUGUUGUAGCGAUAUUGAUGUUCUCAUUAAUUUAUACUUUAUUUAAAAUAAAAUCUAGUCAUUUUGAAGCUAA